This is a messenger RNA of Phacochoerus africanus (Common warthog), 2911 nucleotides long. It is a transcript of the gene CARHSP1, whose product is annotated as calcium regulated heat stable protein 1. The record is from RefSeq and is a predicted model, not a curated record. Bases 85 to 525 code for a protein of 146 amino acids. NCBI's taxonomy places the organism in Eukaryota, Metazoa, Chordata, Mammalia, Artiodactyla, Suidae. The transcript is spliced from 4 exons. Gene Ontology annotation, cellular component: cytoplasm. Gene Ontology annotation, biological process: regulation of mRNA stability. Gene Ontology annotation, molecular function: mRNA 3'-UTR binding.
CCGUGAACCACGCCCCCUUCCCAGCUCAGUUCUCGCAGUUCGAGCGGAGCAGCUGGCGGAGCUGAACGGAUCACUAGGUCAGCCAUGUCAUCUCAGCCUCCUCCUCCAUCAGAGCCCCCCACCCACCAGUCCUCGGUCGGGCUGGACACCCAACGGGCCCGAGAUCGCUCACCGUCCCCUCUUCGGGGCAACGUGGUCCCAAGCCCGCUGCCCACUCGCCGGACAAGGACCUUCUCAGCGACGGUGCGGGCUUCGCAGGGCCCCAUCUACAAAGGAGUCUGCAAGUGCUUCUGUCGAUCCAAGGGUCAUGGCUUCAUUACCCCGGCUGACGGCGGCCCUGACAUCUUCCUGCACAUCUCUGAUGUGGAAGGGGAGUACGUCCCCGUGGAAGGCGACGAGGUCACCUAUAAGAUGUGCUCCAUCCCGCCCAAGAAUGAGAAGCUGCAGGCCGUGGAGGUGGUCAUCACCCACCUGGCGCCGGGCACCAAGCACGAAACCUGGUCUGGCCACGUCGUCAGCUCCUAGGAGAGGCCGGAAGCAUCCAUUCUUCCCGGCUUGGGGGAGACUCGGGGAGGAGGAGGCAGGACCAAACUGGAGAGGACAUUCUGUCGCUUGAGAUGGGGCUUCAAGGGGGGAGUGUGGUCCCUUUCAAGUGCUCCUGGAGGAAGGGGUGUGGGGGGUAGGCACUGGGUGCUCCUGGCCACCAGCACAGCCUCUGACCAUCGCCACCAACAUCUCACCGUCUGAAAAACAUUAAAAGCAUUGAAAAAGGAGAGGUGCCCCGCCGGUGGCUGAGGUGGCUGAGCGGAGGGUCCAGGCCCUGCCUAGGGGGCUGGGUCAGUCUCUGUUCCCCAGCCCACAGAGUCCCUCAUCCCCCUGGAACCGAAGGCACAAAAAUCCCCAGAUCUGGCCCCCUGGGGGGUGACAGGGACCCUGAUUGUUUCCCCGGAGGAAUUCCCAGCCAAGCGCCCAAGCCCCACCCUUGUGUCUCUGCUGGCCCUGCUGGGCAGAGCAGGCUUCUCGGAUUCUCAGCUGGUUGUUCCCAGGGGUGGGGAGGGCAGGGGGCUUUGGUGCCUCGGCAGGGGGAGGUGUCACAGCUGGGUGUCCGGGAGCCCUGAGCCCUCCACUUGGCAGGGAUGUGCUCAGGGCCGAAUCCUCACUCCCUUCGAAGCCCAGUGUUUCCUGUCUCCAGGUUGAGUGGUCCUGGCUCAGCAGCCCUUUCGCAUCCCUGGCACCGAGGAGGUGGGUUGGGAUGGGGAAGGGUGGGGGAUGGGCAUGCAGAGUGGGGAGGGUCUUUGUUUAUAAACAGACCUUUUUCUUUUUCUUUUCUUUUUUUUUUUGAGAGUUUAAGUUUUAUUUGGAGUGAAAUUAGGACUUAAGCCCAGGAGACAGCACUCAGCCCUGAGACACCCCUCCGAGGAGGUGAGGGGGAAAGCUAGGACAUAUGAGGUUUUGCAACCUACGAACAGACCUGUUGCCAGAUCCAUCCGGAGGACAGCGGGUCGUUUGCUUCCUAACAAGCCUGGUAAAGUCAAAAGCUGAAGGAGAAAGACACCUUUGGUGGGGUUUUCUGGAAAAGUGGUCUGAAGAACUGCUUAGGUGGUUGGGUUUUUUUUUUCUUCUUUUUUUGCAUAACUAAGCUCACCAGAGCCGGCUGUGUUUGCACUUUGCUGCUGACGUUGUGAACCUUCGUAGAGUUAUUUCCAGUGAACCAAUCCUUCGGAUUUUCUUUGCGUGGUUUGGUUUGCCUUUAGCUAUGAUUUAAGAAAUAGAAAUAGCUGGGAAAUGUGUGGCCGAGAGGUAGUCAGGAUGCAAGUUGGUGCAGGGAGGCCAGCCCAGGAGAGAGAGCGGUGGCCUCUCCUAAUGUCCUAAUUCUGGGUGCCGGGGGAUCGGCUUCAUCUGAAAGGCCUGGAAGGCUGGAGGUAUUUUGCCAAGGGCUGGAACUGCUGUGUUUUGAAGUAUAACUGACCCACAGCGCUGUGUUUCCCAGCGCACAACACAGUGGCUGGAUCUCUGUACAUCACAGAAGGGGCACUGGAGUUGUUUUAAAAUAGGCCAGGAAGCGUGUAGGUGACAAGUGUGCAGUGAAACAUCACAGUUAAGGAAGCCGAUCCUUUCCUUGGGGCCUGCGGUACCCUAGAAGGGUCCACCCCCAAGGUCCUGCUGGCUGGUGUGCCUUUCCCCUUCAGCCUUGGAUGUGGCUCCUGGAGUCCCCUGUGUAGGAUACAGACCACACUUCCAGAGCCACUUGUAUUUUUUUUUUUUUUGUCCUUUUUAGGGCUGCACCUGCGGCAUAUGGAGGUUCCCAGGCUAGGGGUCGAAUUGGAGCUAUAGCUGCUGGCCUGCACCACAGCAAUGCAGGAUCUUUAAGCCACCGAGUGAGGCCAGGGAUCGAACCCACAUCCUCAUGGAUACUAGUUGGUUGGUUACUGCUGAGCCACAAUGCGAACUCCUUCUAGAGCCACCUCUGCUGAGACUCACGCAGGCCCCCGGAGGUCAAGAGCCUGUGUCUUCACCCCUACCUCAGAACACCGCCCACCACUGGCAACUUCAUCGCUCUGUCCUCACCCUGGCACAAGGUCGGGGCUCCUGUGACCCCACCAGCCCGCCAUCACCAUUGGGGCUGGGAGCUGGAUUCACUCUUAAGAGGCUGCCUCUGGGCUUUCUCGCUGGGUGUCCGCCUUUGUAAAUGGCUCUUGCUCUGCGCUUCCUGUGUGACCCCUUCUUUCUCCGUCGUUAGAGCUGGAUUCCCCUCUCUGCACAGGCAGAGUCUCAAUUUACAGAAACUCAUGGGGGCCCUGGGAGGACGCAUGGUGUUGGCGACAGAGCUGGGAACAGAAUCGGGGAUUCCUGACUCCAGAUCAAGCCUCCCACCAGCGCCUUUCUCUCAAUAAAGGUGGUUUUGCCAUGA